This is a messenger RNA of Sinocyclocheilus anshuiensis, 1802 nucleotides long. It is a transcript of the gene prkar1b, whose product is annotated as protein kinase, cAMP-dependent, regulatory, type I, beta. The record is from RefSeq and is a predicted model, not a curated record. Bases 206 to 1348 code for a protein of 380 amino acids. Gene Ontology annotation, cellular component: cAMP-dependent protein kinase complex; cytosol. Gene Ontology annotation, molecular function: cAMP-dependent protein kinase inhibitor activity; cAMP binding; protein kinase A catalytic subunit binding. The transcript is spliced from 11 exons. NCBI's taxonomy places the organism in Eukaryota, Metazoa, Chordata, Actinopteri, Cypriniformes, Cyprinidae. Gene Ontology annotation, biological process: negative regulation of cAMP-dependent protein kinase activity.
CAACAUCUGCAUAAGAGUUACAAGUCUUUUCUGAUCUUUUAAAUUACGUAUUUCAUUGUAGACCAGUAAUGUCAGCGUCCAAUCGGGAGACGGAUUGACGUCAUAGCGCUCGCGAGCAGCAGGACCAAACAAGCAGCAUCCCAGAGCGCGAGCCCUCCAUCUCCGCCUCGUAACGGUAAGCCAAAUCAACGUGAUAGAAGAUAAGAUGGCCACCUCCUCCUCCAAUCUGGAAGAAGACGAAAGUCUGAAAGGCUGCGAGGUUUUCGUGCAGAAACACAACAUCCAGCAGAUCCUCAAAGAGUGCAUCGUCAACCUGUGCAUCGCCAAGCCCGAGCGGCCUUUGAAGUUCCUGCGGGAGCACUUCGAGAAGCUGGAGAAGGAAGAAUGCAAGCAGAUCAUGGCCCGUCAGAAGUCCAACUCGCAGUCGGACUCUCACGAUGAUGAAGUGUCUCCUCCUCCUCCAAACCCGGUGGUGAAGGCCCGGCGCCGGAGAGGUGGGGUCAGCGCCGAGGUCUACACAGAGGAGGAUGCCGUCAGCUAUGUCAGAAAGGUCAUUCCAAAGGACUACAAGACAAUGACCGCCCUGGCCAAAGCCAUCUCAAAGAACGUGCUGUUUGCCCAUCUGGAUGACAAUGAGAGAAGUGACAUAUUUGAUGCCAUGUUCCCGGUCACACACAUCGCUGGGGAGACAGUAAUCCAGCAAGGUGAUGAAGGAGACAACUUUUAUGUGAUUGAUCAAGGAGAAGUUGACGUGUAUGUAAACGGUGAAUGGGUGACUAGUAUUGGAGAGGGUGGUAGUUUUGGAGAGUUGGCCCUGAUAUACGGAACUCCUCGAGCUGCUACUGUGAAAGCCAAGACUGACCUGAAACUGUGGGGAAUAGACAGAGACAGCUACCGCCGCAUUCUCAUGGGAAGUACGUUGAGGAAGAGGAAGAUGUAUGAAGAGUUCCUCAGCAAGGUGUCUAUACUUGAAUCCCUUGAUAAGUGGGAGAGGUUGACUGUGGCCGAUGCCCUGGAGCCUGUGCAGUUUGAAGAUGGAGAGAAGAUCGUAGUGCAAGGAGAACCAGGAGAUGAUUUCUUCAUCAUUACAGAGGGUAUAGCGUCUGUUCUGCAGCGCAGGUCUGAUAAUGAGGAAUAUGUUGAAGUGGGCCGCCUGGGUCCGUCUGACUACUUCGGUGAGAUAGCGCUGCUAUUGAACAGACCCCGUGCAGCCACAGUCGUGGCCAGAGGCCCGCUGAAGUGCGUGAAGCUGGACCGGCCACGUUUCGAGCGCGUCCUCGGGCCCUGCUCUGAGAUUCUCAAGAGGAACAUUCAGAGAUAUAACAGCUUCAUUUCCCUCACAGUCUAACCUGACCUUUAUGACAUGCAUCUAGACCUCCGUCAGAUUACUUGGGUACCUGGUUGCAUAAAAUAGGUACUUUGCUUUGCUUUAGGUUUUGCUUAAAUCAUUAGCUUAACUCUAGUUGAGUUGCUCUGAACAGGGCCGACAGUAAAUAAUAAUAAUAAUAAAAAAAACUAUUUAUUUUAUGCAGCCAAGCAUUCAGUUUUUACUUUUUUUUGCAAGAAGCACAAGUGCUCCACCUUUCUGCUUUUUUCCUUUAUGUGAUUUUCUUUUUCUCAUGUGCACUUUGAAUUGACCUAUGCUGUCACAAAGCUUUAUUUCUGUAGAUUAAGAGAGGAAAUGAGGUGCCCAAAUGGACUGAUAUGAAACAUCUUCAUGUGGCAUGUGUAAAUGUCAUAUAGUACGUGAUGCAUGCAGACCAGAGAUGCAUUUUGUACACUUGCCAUUCAGCAUUGAACAG